Molecule: messenger RNA, 1072 nt
Organism: Cajanus cajan (pigeon pea)
Lineage: Eukaryota; Viridiplantae; Streptophyta; Magnoliopsida; Fabales; Fabaceae
Product: zinc finger matrin-type protein
Source: RefSeq, a predicted model, not a curated record
CUCCACCACCGGUUGAGGCUUUGACCAAAGAGUUUGGCUUUGUUUGAUUUCAUAGUUCAUAAACAGAGCUCAAGCUUCACCUUUUGCUUUGGGAAUCACUAUGAUUUCUUCCACUCUCCUUCCCAAUUUCAAAUUCACCCCUUUUCUCAAACAUCAUCAUCAUCCAAUUCCACUCAAACCCUUCCCAACAAAUCCCAAUUUCAGGAACAACCGCUUCCCAUGCAGGGCACUCUUCUCCGACGACGCCCCAUUCGCCGCCGCAAUCGGCGCUUGCAUGUUCACUUCUUUGCUUUUUCCGGUCCCCGCUUCCAGCGAUGACGACGACGCCGACUCCGCCGUGACCACCACCGACGCCAGGCUCGCCGUGAUGGGGAUUCUGAGUUUCAUCCCUUAUUUCAAUUGGCUCAGUUGGGUUUUUGCGUGGCUCGAUACCGGCAAAUCACGCUAUGCUGUCUACUCUCUUGUCUAUUUGGCUCCUUAUCUCAGGACAAAUCUAUCGCUCUCGCCUGAAGAAAGUUGGCUGCCUAUUGCUAGCAUUUUGUUCUGCAUCGUUCACAUUCAGCUAGAAGCAAGCAUUAGAAAUGGAGAUAUUCAGGGGUUUCAACUAUUCAGGAAUGUCGCAGAUCAACUAUCAUCAAAUAAUAGGAAGAAAGACCAUUUGAAUCAGCAUCAACAUAUGUCAGACGAGGGAAGCAAGAAAGAGAAGAAGAACCUGCCACGUGCCCAAGAACAAUCAAGGGAUAUUGGAGGUUGGGAAGAUUCUCAGAGUCCUUUACCAUACCGUCAGCGUUUGAAUGAAGACUUGGAUGAUGAUGGCGAAGAAAGAAGCAAGCACUAAACUUGGAAGAUUCACUCAAGUUUCAUGCCUGAUGAUGGUAUCACCCCAGCUGCUAGAUUAGUUUUGAGACGUUUUAAUGAAACUAUAGCGUUGUCUUAAUGUUGCUCAGUUGCCUUGUUAACAUAUGGAUUCUUUUCACGGCUGGUGUUUGGUUCAUAUAUUAGUAGAUGAUAUUGAAGGUGCCGAAGUGUUGUUUAAAAAAAAAAAAAAAAAAAAAAAAAAAAAAAAAAAAAA